UCAACAUUUGUGAGGAUUUAAAGCCGAACCUGGCCGAACUCAAGCCUCUGCGUGUCUGCACCAGAUUGGCCAGGAGAACUUGCCUCAAAAUUUAAGGGCCAGAAAAUAUGAGGGCCACGGUUGCUUUUCUAGUUUUGCUCGUAGGCAUAUUGGCCUGUUUGGCGGCCGCGGAGACUAAAAGGAAGUUGCAGAUCGGCGUUAAAAAGCGUGUAGAGGGCUGCACAGUUAAAAGCCGCAAGGGAGACUUCUUGCACAUGCAUUACACGGGCAAACUGGAGGAUGGCACUGAAUUUGACUCCAGCAUUCCAAGAAACCAGCCUUUCACAUUCACUCUUGGCUCCGGUCAAGUCAUAAAGGGUUGGGACCAAGGACUUUUGGGGAUGUGCGAGGGAGAAAAGAGAAAACUGGUCAUUCCAUCAGAUUUGGGUUAUGGAGAUAGAGGAUCGCCACCAAAAAUUCCUCCUGGAGCUACUCUGAUUUUUGAUGUGGAACUCUUGAAAUUGGAGCGUAAAGACGAGUUGUGAAUUUUGAAAAUAAACUUAAAAAAAUUAUCA
This is a messenger RNA of Cloeon dipterum, 554 nucleotides long. Its product is annotated as peptidyl-prolyl cis-trans isomerase FKBP2. The transcript has 3 exons. The record is from RefSeq and is a predicted model, not a curated record. Gene Ontology annotation, cellular component: endoplasmic reticulum. Gene Ontology annotation, molecular function: peptidyl-prolyl cis-trans isomerase activity. Gene Ontology annotation, biological process: protein peptidyl-prolyl isomerization. Lineage: Eukaryota; Metazoa; Arthropoda; Insecta; Ephemeroptera; Baetidae. The coding region runs from base 108 to 524 and encodes 138 amino acids.